Cylicocyclus nassatus is the source of this 588-nucleotide messenger RNA. The record is from the annotation of a GenBank genome assembly. Lineage: Eukaryota; Metazoa; Nematoda; Chromadorea; Rhabditida; Strongylidae.
AUGGCAAUCAAAACGCAUACUAUGGGUGGUGAUUUUACGGGUAAGAACCAGGCGUUCGACCUUCUGAAGCAAAAAGCUUUUUUGCGAGUUCUUGAAGAUGGCAAAAAAGAAGUACAAGUUGUUGGACUGGAAGAGGUUUUGAACUGCGAAAACGAUGUUCUUGAUCUGAUCCGGCAGGGCACGGAUAUGCGCCCUGCAGGAGCAACAUCUGCAAAUUCCAAUUCGAGCAGAUCCCAUGCCGUCUUUCAAAUAGUUUCGAGGAGGGGCAAUAAAUUAUGGGGAAAGUUUUCGCUGAUAGAUUUAGCGGGUAACGAACGUGCUAAGAUUGGUGUUACGGGAUCGUUUAUUGAAGAAAGCGCGCACUUGUAUGAACAUGAAGACAUGGAUGAAAGAACUGAGCAAUUUGAUCACUCGUUCACUGUGGAUUGCGGUCAGGGAAAAUACGUGCGCGACGCUCUUAAUGUGGACAAUAAGAUGUUCAGCGGACUGUCGAAAUGCAAGGAUCGAUUAAACAGAAGGCAAGAGCUACAAGUGGCAGAAGCAGAGAUGUCCAAAAAGCAACAAGAAAUUCAAAAUCCCCAUCGUUAG